Molecule: messenger RNA, 1215 nt
Organism: Epinephelus moara (kelp grouper)
Lineage: Eukaryota; Metazoa; Chordata; Actinopteri; Perciformes; Serranidae
Product: G protein-activated inward rectifier potassium channel 3-like
Exons: 2
Biological process (GO): potassium ion import across plasma membrane; regulation of monoatomic ion transmembrane transport
Cellular component (GO): plasma membrane
Molecular function (GO): inward rectifier potassium channel activity
Source: RefSeq, a predicted model, not a curated record
AAACUCCUGGAGAGUGAGUGUAACCAAACCCCCACCCUUCCUCCAGAAACCAGAGAGCAAAUUCGCUAUGUCUCCAAGGAUGGAAAGUGUCGUGUCAACCUGGGCUACAUAUCUGAGAGGGGUCGCUUUCUGUCUGACAUCUUUACCUCUUUUGUGGACCUUCAGUACCGCUGGUUUCUAUUUGUAUUCAUGAUGUGCUACAUCACCACCUGGUUCUUGUUUGCUGGGCUCUACUUCUUGAAUGCUUUCUUCCGAGGUGACCUAGGGCAAGAGCGACCCCUGAGCACCCAUGUAGAACACCUUGUAGACCAAAGGCCCUGCUAUUUAGGUGUAAAUGGCUUCAUCUCAGCUCUACUCUUCUCCGUGGAAACGCAGCGCACCAUUGGUUAUGGGUCACGCACUGUUUCUCCCUCCUGCCAUGAAGGCGUUCUGCUAGUUAUGAUACAGUGCAUUGUUGGGUCCAUGAUAGAUGCACUCAUGGUGGGUUGCAUGUUUGUUAAAAUAUCCAGACCUAAGAAGCGGGCUGAGACACUACUUUUCAGUCACACCUGCGUUAUUGCCAACCGUGAUGACCAGCUAUGUUUGAUGUUCCGCUUGGGGGACCUGAGAGAAAGCCACAUGGUGGAUGCCAAGAUCCGUGCAAAGUUAAUCAAGUCGCGCCAAACAGCCGAGGGCGAGUUCUUGCCACUGGAGCAGACGGAGAUUGACCUCGGCUACGAAACUGGGUCAGACCGACUCUUCCUGGUGGAGCCUCAAGUUAUUCAGCACAAUAUUGACUCUAACAGCCCCUUUUGGGAGCUGGGCCCUCAGCAGCUUAGACGACAACAGUUUGAGAUAAUCGUUAUCUUGGAGGGCAUUGUCGAGGCCACAGGCAUGAUGUGCCAAGCCAAAACAUCCUACAUAGAGACGGAGAUAGAGUGGGGCGCUCGCUUUGAGCCCUGCAUGACUCUGGAGAAGGGCUCGUUCAGAGUCGACCUGCGGCGGUUCCACAGCACCUACAAGGUCCCGCUGCCGGACUGCAGCGCCAGCCAGGUCCACCAGUUAAUGCUUCUGGCAGAGGACUCCAAAGCCAGCAAUUGGGGGACCUGGGCAGAGGGGACGGCAGAGGAAGACAAAGACAAGCAGCCGUCUCAUGGAGGAUUCAGUUUUGAUAACAUACUUGAGGAGAGGGCGUCUGAGGACAAUGAAAGUGAGGGGAGUGCAGGAAAAAGCUAA